AUGACAAGCGCCACCGACUUCUACUAUUCUGAUAAAUACGAAGACGAAGAGUUUGAGUACAGGUAUGUGUAAUAUACGAUUACUAUUUUCUUCAUUUUUAGACAUGUACAUGUGCCGAAGGAAGUUGUACGUCUAGUUCCCAAGAACCGGUUGCUGAGCGAGUCCGAGUGGCGGAGUUUGGGUAUUCAACAAAGCCCGGGUUGGAUCCACUACAUGAUACACUCUCCCGAACGACACAUCCUCCUCUUCCGCCGUCCCAAGACCAACAUGGAAAAGAAGGAGACCAAGAACGUUGCCGGCAGCAAAGUUGGAGUCCACUAG
This is a messenger RNA of Bursaphelenchus okinawaensis, 321 nucleotides long. NCBI's taxonomy places the organism in Eukaryota, Metazoa, Nematoda, Chromadorea, Rhabditida, Aphelenchoididae. The record is from the annotation of a GenBank genome assembly.